Symbiodinium natans is the source of this 1185-nucleotide messenger RNA. Lineage: Eukaryota; Dinophyceae; Suessiales; Symbiodiniaceae. The record is from the annotation of a GenBank genome assembly.
AUGGGAGCCAUGAUCCUGGUUGACGUCCUGCUUGUCGCGGUCACACUCCUUCACCUCUUUGUUUGCGCAUCCAUCGUGACACCCGUCGACUCUCCACUGAAGAAGCCCCUGGUGAAGGCGACUUACAAGGCCUCCGUGCUCCUCUUCGAUCGCAAGCCAUUGCAGGUCUUUGCGCUGGGAACCUCCGCGGCGAUUUUCAUCAUGCUGGCCCUGACCUUUAGCUCACACGACCUUGCGAUGCGUACCCGCUGUGUGGCAGCCUUCUUCACCUUGAUCUCGGCGCCGGUGCUCAUGAAGACAGGGCACAUGCUGACAGCGCUUGGGCCAACGAAGGCGAUGGAGCUUGAGCAAGAAGUCAUGAAUGAGGACAUCUUGAACUGGAGCCCACCCUCACUGGAGGUCAUGAACAAGAUGCUGGUGCCAUACUACUGCCUCUUCAAGUAUGAUGUGGUUGGCCUGGAACGGGUUCCAAAGUAUCCGUGCUUCUACGUCAUGAACCACUCCCUUUAUGGUCUGGAGAUGCCCGCCUUUAUCCACCUCCUCUACCUUGAGAAGGGCAUCUUCGUGCGGGGUCUCGCGGAUCACUUCCACUGGAUGGGACCCCAUGGCCCCCUCCUGCGGCAGUUUGGUGCUGUGGAUGGUUCCCGGCCCAACGUGGACUUGCUUAUGGCCAACAAGCAGAAUGUCCUUGUCUACCCUGGCGGAGGGCAGGAGAUCAUGAAGCCGAAAAGCGCCAUGAAGUAUGAGCUCAUGUGGAAGGAGCGCCUCGGCUUCGCCCGCAUGGCCAUCAAGAACCGCUACCCGAUCAUGCCCUGCGCCUGCGUCGGGAACGAGGAUAUGCUCGACAUCAUCUUCGACCUGCCCAUGAACUUUCUGAAGGGCAGUGUCUCAAUAACUUCCUUGCCGGUGGCUGCUCCAAACUCCCUCCAGAAGAUCUACUUCUGGUUUGGGGAGCCGAUCUCCACUGAAGAGUAUGGCGGCGAUGCAGACAACACCGACUUUGCCAGAGAGGUUCGGGACAAGGCUAAAGCUGCGAUUGAGAAAGGUAUCCAGGAGCUGCAGGCACGACAAGCAGCUGAUCCUGACCGCUUCCUGAUGGCCCGGAUUGCCAAGGAUAUCCGCAAGGCACAGGAACAGGCUGGAGGCGUGCUCAAGUCUUUGCUUGGCUCCAUGAAGGCAGACUGA